Diabrotica virgifera virgifera (western corn rootworm) is the source of this 1137-nucleotide messenger RNA. RefSeq lists its product as uncharacterized. The record is from RefSeq and is a predicted model, not a curated record. The transcript has 6 exons. NCBI's taxonomy places the organism in Eukaryota, Metazoa, Arthropoda, Insecta, Coleoptera, Chrysomelidae. The coding region runs from base 74 to 1102 and encodes 342 amino acids.
AAGUUCGUCUUCAUUUUGCGCUACCAGAACAGCAUCGUCUACCUAAAAUACGUCCACUCUUACCUAACCCAUUAUGAUAUUAAAUAGAAAUGGGCUUAGUGAAUCACCUUGUCUGAUCCCGCUGUAUACUUUAGUGGAAGACUUGGUUAGGCAAUGGGCUCCAUUGGUAUGGUUGGCACCUGAGGAGAGAUACUUUCCACAAAGUGUUGACGAUUUUUUAAAGAAUGUAUACGUUGGUGAUGGUGGUGGAAAGAGAGUUAUGCCCUAUCUAGAUGAUAAGAUUUCAAGAUACAAAUCAACUGACUUUAACCUUUUGCCAUAUCGGUCAUUAGAAUCUCUACAAAAUGAUACCACCUCGUUUAUCUUUGGAAAUCCGGAUUUAAAUAAAGUUUCCGUAUAUGCGGUGGUAACCCAUUGUGCAACAUCCCUCAAAAGAUUUGAGAAUGAAGUUUUGGAUAACGGGGAUAAACUAUAUUUCCACGUCACCUACUGGAUUUUCUAUCCUUAUAACUUGGGGAAAGAUAUUUGCGUACUAGGUAAAGUCCCAGCUUUAAGAAUAUUCAACACAUGUCUUGGUAAUGUAAAGACAAUUGGAAACCACGUUGGCGACUGGGAACACAUGAGUCUUUCUUUUGUUGGAAAAAAUGUACCUGAUCAGCUGUAUUUAGCAGCACACACGUCUGGCGCCUUUUAUACCUACAACGAGCAGCAGAGGUAUUUUAAAUUGGAUGAGAUUGAAAAGAAAAGUGUGCAUUUAGGUAAAUACCCAGAGCUUAUUCGCACACAAGGCGACCAUCCUGUAGUAUUUUCUGCUUAUGGAUCACAUGGGAUGUGGGGAUCUCCGGGAGUACAAGAAUAUGUUAAAGUGCCAAAAUUAACAGAUAUGACGGGGUAUGGAACUCCAUGGAAGACUUGGAACAACGUUAAAAUUUACCAUAUUGGACAUGAAACGUUGCCUUCUUGGAUGACAUUCCGUGGGAGGUGGGGAAACCCGAAAAAAAGUUGCCUACUUAUUAAAAAAUUCGGAAUUUGUGAGUAUUCCGAUGGACCUACUGGAAUUGUUAGAAAGAAACAGGAUUUUUACUGCUUUGUUAAUGCUUAGUACUAUUAGAAAAAAUAAAAAAAUAAAAAAACUAA